This is a messenger RNA of Prinia subflava (tawny-flanked prinia), 3978 nucleotides long. RefSeq names its product membrane metalloendopeptidase like 1 (gene MMEL1). Gene Ontology annotation, cellular component: plasma membrane. The transcript is spliced from 23 exons. The coding region runs from base 210 to 2531 and encodes 773 amino acids. Gene Ontology annotation, biological process: protein processing. NCBI's taxonomy places the organism in Eukaryota, Metazoa, Chordata, Aves, Passeriformes, Cisticolidae. Gene Ontology annotation, molecular function: metalloendopeptidase activity. The record is from RefSeq and is a predicted model, not a curated record.
AUUCUUCACGGCAGCCUGAACGCUUUUGGAAGCGGGCAGUGGAAAGCGGGAGUUUGCCCCCCUCCUUCUCUGCUUGGGGGAAAGGAGUUGCCCAACCUGGUCAUGAGACUUUUCCACACUUCCCAAAGAGGUGAAGAACUCCUGAAGUUGUGACACUGCACCGCGGAGAGCCUGGGGCAGCACAGCCCCCCCGAGCGCAGCCACGGGAGAUGGAGAAUGAGGUUGGCAAAUCUGUGGACAAUCAAAUGGACAAAUACAUAGUUACAAUAAUGGGGAAAUCAGAAAGCCAAAUGGAUAUUGUGGAAAAAUCGACCAAAUCCGGGAAGAAGCCCUGGAGCUUUGUGGCCAUCGGGCUGGCUGUCCUGCUGCUCCUCAUGACCUGUGCUGCCGUCGCCCUGGUGAUCCUCUAUGCCAGCAGCAGAGGCUCCCACUAUGGCACCAACUCGGGCAACAUCUGCACCACCCCUGGGUGUGUGACAGCAGCUGCCAGAAUAAUCCAGAACAUGGACCCCACGGCUGACCCGUGCAAGGAUUUCUAUCAGUACGCCUGCGGGGGCUGGCUGAACCGGCACGUGAUCCCGGAGACCAGCUCCAGAUACAGCAUCUUUGACAUCCUCAGGGACGAGCUGGAGAUCAUCCUGAAAGGUGUGCUGGAGACUUCAGAUCCAGGGGACAGAGAAGCAUUUCAGAAAGCUAAAAUCCUUUACAAGUCCUGCAUGAACGAGAGCCUUAUAGAGCAAAGAGAUUCCCUGCCCCUGCUGGAGGCCUUGAGGAUGGUUGGAGAUUGGCCAGUGGCUUCUGCAGACUGGAGUAAGACCAAAGAGCCAAGCUGGAGCAUGGAGGAAAACCUUUCCAUAAUGAACUCCAGGUUUAACAAACGUGUCCUCAUCGACAUGUUCGUGUGGAAUGAUGACCGGGAUUCCAGCAGACACAUCAUUUAUAUUGACCAGCCAAGUUUGGGAAUGCCAUCCAGGGACUACUACUUUAAUGGGGGCAACUAUCAAAGAGUGAGAGAAGCUUAUCUGCAGUUCAUGAUCACCAUCGCCAGAAUGAUCCGGGAAGACAAGAACGUGUCCAGAGAUGAUUCCUUUGUCCAGGAGGAAAUGGCAAAGGUCAUGGAGCUUGAAACAGAGAUUGCAAACGCCACCACCCCAGCAGAGGAAAGGCACGAUGUGACCUUGUUGUACAACAAAAUGACCUUAGCAGAGCUGCAGGAAAAGUUUGCAUUCAAUGAAUUUAACUGGACCUUCUUCAUCCAACGUGUCAUGUCUUCAGUAAAUGUUCAGGUGGACCCAGAAGAAGAGGUGGUUGUGUAUGGGAUGCCUUAUCUGCAAGAGCUGAAAGCAAUUAUCUCCAAGUACUCAGCCAGCACCAUCCAGAACUACCUCAUCUGGAGGCUGGUGAUCGACCGGGUCAGCAGCUUGAGCCGGCGCUUCAAGGACGCCCGGGCCAGCUACAGGAAGGCCCUGUACGGGACGACGCUGGAGGAGGCGCGCUGGAGGGAGUGCGUGAGUUACGUCAACAACAACCUGGAGAACGCGGUGGGAGCGAUGUAUGUCCGGGAGACUUUUGCUGGUGAGAGCAAGAGGAUGGUCCGAGAUUUAAUAGAGAAGAUCCGCGAGGUGUUCGUGGAGACUUUGGAUGAGUUACAGUGGAUGGAUGAGGCAUCCAAGGAGAAAGCUCGUGAGAAGGCAAUGGCAAUCAAAGAACAAAUUGGCUACCCAGAUUAUAUUUUGGAAGAUCAGAAUGAGAAACUGGACCUGGAAUAUGCCAAUUUAAACUUCAGUGAACACCACUACUUUGAAAACAUCCUGGAAAACCUGCGAGCUGGAGCCCAAAAGAGCCUGAAAAAGCUUCGGGAGAGAGUUGACCAAGAUAUAUGGAUAAUCGGAGCUGCAGUGGUCAAUGCAUUCUAUUCCCCCAACAGGAACCAGAUAGUUUUUCCUGCUGGGAUUCUCCAGCCCCCUUUCUUCAGCAAACACCAGCCCCAGGCCCUGAACUUCGGAGGGAUUGGGAUGGUUAUUGGCCAUGAGAUCACUCACGGGUUUGAUGACAACGGCAGGAAUUUUGACAAAGAUGGGAACAUGCUGGACUGGUGGAGCAACUUCUCAGCGCUGCAUUUCAAGGAGCAGUCCCUGUGCAUGGUGCACCAGUACGGGAACUACACCUGGGAGCUGGCCGGGGGGCAGAACGUCAGUGGCAUAAGCACAUUAGGAGAAAAUAUUGCAGAUAACGGAGGAGUCCGACAGGCUUAUAAGGCCUAUUUGAAGUGGCUGGAACGGGAAGGGAAGGAGCCAAAGCUGCCUGGACUGAACCUGUCCCACAAACAGCUUUUCUUCCUCAACUUUGCCCAGGUCUGGUGUGGUUCCUACAGACCAGAAUAUGCCAGUCAGUCCAUAAAGACAGACGUUCACAGCCCUCUGAAGUACAGGGUGAUGGGCUCCCUGCAGAACUUCGAAGCCUUCUCCGAGGUGUUCCACUGUAAGAAGGGCACGGCCAUGCACCCCGCAGGGAAGUGCCGGGUGUGGUGACCCCGGGCGGGGCCCUCUGGUGACACCAGGGACAGCUGGUGGCAGGGAUGUGGCAGGGGUGUGCCCGGCGUUCUGCGGCUCAGCCCCAGCCAGGGCUGCCGGGGCAGUGAGGGCCAAGGAAGAACUCGGCUCUCCCAGUGCCCCUGGGGAGCACACAGGGAUCCCGGGAUCACGGGGAUGGAUCCUGGGAUCACAGGGGUGGAUCCCAGGGAUUGAUCCCAGGGAUCACAGGGCUGGAUCCCAGGGAUUGAUCACAGGGAUCACAGGGAUGGAUCCUGGGAUCACAGGGAUGGAUCCCAGGGAUCACAGGGAUGGAUCACAGGAUCACAGGGAUUGAUCCCAGGGAUCACAGGGAUGGAUCCUCGGUUCACAGGGCUGGAUCCCAGGGAUUGAUCCCAGGGAUCACAGGGAUUGAUCCUGGGGAUCACAGGGAUGGAUCCUGGGAUCACAGGGGUGGAUCCCAGGGAUCACAGGGCUGGAUUCUGGGAUCACAGGGCUGGAUCCCAGGGAUUGAUCCCAGGGAUCCCAGGGAUUGAUCCUCGGAUCACAGGGCUGGAUCCCAGGGAUUGAUCCCAGGGAUCACAGGGAUUGAUCCUGGGGAUCACAGGGAUGGAUCCCAGGGAUCACAGGGAUGGAUCCUGGGGUCACAGGGAUGGAUCCCAGGGAUACACAGGGAUGGAUCCUGGGGAUCACAGGGCUGGAUCCUGGGGAUCACAGGGAUUGAUCCCAAGAUCUCACAGGGAUGGAUCCCAGGACGGGCAGGCUGUGCCAGAGGCUCCCGGGCACGACGACUGUUUCCAAGGACAUCCUGACUGUUACUGAGACACUGCAUCAGGGUUACAAGGACUCCUUCUUACACGAGAACAAAACCAACAAGCAGCCACGGAUCUAUUUUUCAGAGAGGAAUAAUAAUUUUAAUAUGUCGGCUCCUCUUUCUGGGGCUCAGCAAUGCUGUCUGAGAUGUUCCACUGCUCCGUUUCCAGAUGUUCUGGCUCCGUUUCUGGUGCAUUCUUCUCCCAGACCAGCUUAGAGCUGGUGUAAACUCUCGUGCUGUCUGUGCCCCUGCUUUGUUGUCAUGGGUUGCUUUUUGUCGUGACAUGUCACACAGUGAGCUCUAUGUCAAGACGCCUGUUCAAUUCUCCUCCUGCACUUGAGUUCCUCUGCUCCAAAGAACCCCCUUCAAGUGAGGCGUCACUAUAAUUAUCACAUUUUAGGAGUACAAAUUCUGUCUUUAUGGUUAAAUUACAGGGUCUCACCCGUCAGAGAUAUAUUUAAAAUGAUGCUUAUUCUUGUAGAAAGUGUAUAAAAUACCUUUUGCCAAAUAGCAGACGUGUAUCCAUGGAAACAAUUAAGCUGAUUUUAAUCCUGUGCCUUUUUAUUUUGCCAUAGGCUAUUUUUCAGUAUUUACACUUGAAAAUGUAACAUGUAUUAAUUUUUAAUAAAAUUU